AUGUCUUCAAUGUUCACACAGGCCCAAGUAGCCGAAUUUAAGGAGGCUUUCCAAAUAAUGGACCACGACAAGGACGGGAUAAUCAGCAAGGAAGACUUGAGAGCCACUUUCGACAUGGUUGGUAAAAUUGCCAGCGAAAAGGAGCUGGAUGAAAUGGUUCAUGAAGCAUCGGGUCCAAUUAAUCUUACGCAACUGCUCGGAUUGUUCGGCAACCGCAUGGCUGAAACGGGUGGUACGGAUGAAGAUGAGGUCGUCGUUGCGGCGUUCAAGUCUUUCGACGAAGAUGGAGUAAUCCCCGGCGAAAAGUUUCGGGUUGCCCUGAUGACUUAUGGCGAUAAAUUUACCGAAAAAGAAGUAAAUGAUGCUUUUGAUGCGAUGGAUAUCGACGAUGAUGGAAACAUAGAUACGGCAGCUCUGAUUACUUUGUUGACCGCCACGACUGAAGAAGAAGGCGAAUCUUGGGCACACAAACAGCUUAUAAAUUUGUUUAUCUAAUAAUUGUCUGAUUUAAAGCCACAGAUUACUAUACGUUAUGACCAAUUUUUGGUGGUUGUUUAUAUUGAUUCAAUCUGGUAAUUGUUUAUAUACUUAUAUUAUGUGAAUAAGCAG
Sitophilus oryzae (rice weevil) is the source of this 609-nucleotide messenger RNA. RefSeq names its product myosin regulatory light chain 2-like. Gene Ontology annotation, cellular component: myosin II complex; cytoplasm. Lineage: Eukaryota; Metazoa; Arthropoda; Insecta; Coleoptera; Curculionidae. Gene Ontology annotation, biological process: locomotion; post-embryonic development. Bases 1 to 495 code for a protein of 164 amino acids. Gene Ontology annotation, molecular function: myosin heavy chain binding; calcium ion binding. The record is from RefSeq and is a predicted model, not a curated record. The transcript is spliced from 3 exons.